Brassica napus (rape) is the source of this 1085-nucleotide messenger RNA. RefSeq names its product U11/U12 small nuclear ribonucleoprotein 31 kDa protein-like. The transcript has a single exon. Gene Ontology annotation, biological process: mRNA splicing, via spliceosome. Gene Ontology annotation, cellular component: U12-type spliceosomal complex. NCBI's taxonomy places the organism in Eukaryota, Viridiplantae, Streptophyta, Magnoliopsida, Brassicales, Brassicaceae. The record is from RefSeq and is a predicted model, not a curated record. The coding region runs from base 73 to 873 and encodes 266 amino acids. Gene Ontology annotation, molecular function: zinc ion binding; RNA binding.
UAAAAAAGUCGUUUUUGUUCCUCCUCCGUAAACAGAAGUACAAUAAUCAGUUGUGUAAGAAAGUGGAAGAGAAUGGUUCAGACGAAAAAAAAGAAGAAGAUUCACCACAGCGACGAUGAAGAAGAAGACGACACUUUCUACUACCGCUACUCCUCCGUCGCAGCACCACCUUCUCACCCUACAAAACCUUCUUCCUCCUCCUCCGCCAAAUCACCAGCUCCUCCCACCGGAUCAGGCGGCUUAGCCCCUUCAAAAUCAACUCUCUACGUCUCGAACCUCGACUUCUCCCUCACCAACUCCGACAUCCACACGCUCUUCUCCACCUUCGGAAAAGUCGCGCGGGUCACCGUCCUCAAGGAUCGCCAGACCCGCCGAUCCCGCGGCGUCGCCUUCGUGCUCUACGUGUCGCGCGACGACGCGGGUAAAGCUGCGCGAUCCAUGGAAGGGAAGAUCCUCAACGGAAGGAAGCUGACGGUUUCGAUCGCUGCCGAUAACGGGAGGGCGUCGGAGUUUAUAAAGAAGAGAGUGUACAAGGAUAAGUCGAGGUGUUACGAGUGUGGAGACGAAGGGCAUCUUUCGUACGAGUGUCCUAGGAACCAGUUGGGGGCUAGGGAGAGACCGCCGCCGCCGAAGAAGAGGGGAAGGCGGAGGGAGGAGGAAGGAGAGGGUGAGGAGUCGAGGGGUUGGUCGGGGCAGGAUCUGACGGAGGAGGGGGUUGGUGAGGAUAAUUGGGCUUCUGUGGUGGAUAAUGAAGCUGGGGAGAGGCUGAGAAUGAGAGAGGCUGAGGAAGAAGAGGAGAGGAGGAGGAAGAGGAAGGAAGCUGCAGGGAAGAAAGUUAGUUACUUUAGUGAUGAGAGUGAUGAUGAAGAUUGAUGAAAACUCAGGAACAAGACCCAAUCCAUGUUUGAUGAGUUUGUAUCAUUAGAAAAAUCAACUCUUUAUCAGUUGUUGAUUUGAAGAUUACAUCUUUGUUCAUCAAUGCAUAUUAGCUUUGUUUGGUUGUAAUCCAUUGUAUGAUGCCAUAUUAGAUGUUUGAUGACUCUAGAUGUUCAUCCAAGUGACUAGAUUUCAGUUCUUGAUCCUAA